UGCCUUGCAAGCAGUGAAGCCCAGAAGAAGAAGGGAGAGAAAGAGACAGAAAGAAAGUAAGAAGGAAGGAAGGAAAGCAGGAGAGAGAGAGAGAGAGAGGCGGGAGGAGGCGGGGAGCGAGCGGGGAUGUGAAGCGGAAAGGAAGGAAGGCAGGCAGGCAGGCAAGCAGGAAGGGCCCCUCUCUCUUCCCUCCUCCGUCCGCGAUGCCCGAGCAGCUCAGCCUGGCCGAGUUCGUGGCGCUGGCGGCGGAGGAGGACCCAGGCUCCGGCUUCCCGGCCAAGAUGACCAAGUGCCGCACCGGCGCCGCCGCCCUCGACCAGAGUUUGGAUGGAGACCAAGCCAUUCUCCAGCGGAUCAGGAAAUAUGUGAAAGCAAUCCACGCUUCUGGACUCACGCAUGUGGAAAAUGAAGAACAAUACAGUGAAAUGCUGGAGAACUUAGGAAACAACCACCUUUCUCAGAACAAUCACGAGCUUUCCACGGGCUUCCUCAAUCUAGCCGUCUUCACAAGGGAAGUGACCGCACUUUUCAAAAACCUGGUGCAGAAUCUGAACAAUAUUGUCUCCUUUCCUCUGGACAGCCUGCUGAAGGGGCAGCUUAAAGAUGGUCGAUCGGAAUCCAAGAAACAGAUUGAAAAAGCCUGGAAGGAUUAUGAGACCAAAGUAGCAAAGCUGGAGAAGGAGAAGGAGAGAACCAAGAUAUCGAAUGUCAUUCAGAACGAGCUAUCGGCUGCAGAAAUGGCUGAGGACCUACAGAAAGAGCGCCGCACUUUUCAGCUUCAAAUGUGUGAGUACCUUCUGAAAGCAAAUGAAAGCCAAAUGAAGCAAGGUCCAGAUUUUCUGCAGAGCCUUAUCAAGUUUUAUCAUGCACAACACAAUUUUUUCCAAGAUGGCUGGAAGGCAUCUCAGAACCUAUACCCUUUCAUCGAGAAGCUAGCCACGUCUUUACAUGCCCUCCGCCAGGCUAAGGAAGAAGAGGUCAAGCAGCUCACACAGAUCCGCGAUUCCCUCCGAGGCAUUUUGCAGAUGGAGAACAAGGGGGAGAAUCUCAACAGGAAGAACUCUGGGAGUGGUUAUAGUAUCCAUCAGCACCAAGGCAACAAGCAGUAUGGGACCGAGAAGUCGGGCUUUCUGUACAAGAAAAGCGAUGGGAUUAGGAAAGUAUGGCAGAAGAGGAAGUGUGGUGUGAAGUAUGGCUACCUCACCAUCUCGCACAGCACAAUAAACCGGCCUCCUGUAAAGUUAAAUUUGCUGACCUGCCAAGUGAGACCCCAUUCAGAGGAUAAGAAGUCCUUUGACCUUGUGACACACAGCCGGACUUAUCACUUCCAAGCAGAAGAUGAACAAGAAUGCGUUGUAUGGGUGUCUGUGCUUCAGAACAGCAAGGAUGAAGCUCUUAGCAAUGCUUUCAAGGGGGAUCCAGGAAGCUGCAUGUCUACAGCUGCUGGUAUGGCUGACAGUGGGCUGCAGGAAUUAACCAAGCUGAUCAUCACUGAGGUGAAGAACAUGCCAGGGAACAGGCACUGCUGUGACUGUGGAGCUCCAGAUCCCACAUGGCUAUCGACUAAUCUUGGCAUUUUGACAUGCAUCGAGUGCUCAGGGAUUCACCGUGAAUUGGGGGUGCAUUAUUCUCGCAUCCAGUCACUGACGCUGGAUGUUCUCAGCACUUCUGAACUCCUGCUGGCAGUCAGCAUUGGAAAUGCCAAGUUUAAUGACAUCAUGGAGGCCACUUUGCCAGCACAAGGCAGCCUGAAGCCCUCCUCAACCAGCGACAUGGUUGCACGGAAGGAAUUCAUCAUGGCUAAGUACAUGGAGCGCAAGUAUGUUCACAAGUCCACCAAGGAUGAACCAUACCGCGUUUGGGAAGCCGUCAGAAGCAGAGAUCUUUUGGCAACGCUUCAGGCCUUUGCAGAGGGCCAUGACCUGUCCAAGCCUUUAGCAAGCCCUGAUGGCCAGGAACAAGGUGAACGGGCUCUGCACCUGGCUGUGCGCUGUGCCAACAGGUCGUCCCUCCCACUUGUGGACUUCAUUAUUCAGAAUGGGGGAAACCUGGACAGUCCUGCACCAGAUGGAAACACUGCGCUACAUUAUGGAGCCCAGUACAAUCAGACCAACUGCAUCAAACUGUUGCUGAAGGGGAAAGCCUCCACAAGUGCAGUUAAUGCAGCUGGUGAAACACCAUUGGACGUGGCAAAAAAGUACAAGCAUAUUGAGUGUGAAGACCUGCUGGAGCAAGCGCAGAUGGGGCGGAUGGCUGCCCAGAUCCACGUAGACUACGACUGGGAAGCUCCUCAAGAGUUUUCUUAUGACAGCGAAGACGAGCUGGAUGAGAAGGUGAGUCCUCUUCAGCGAUCUUUUGGAUCCUCGCCUUCUCCAACCAUGGACCAGCCUGCCCUCUUUCCUCCAAACAGAUGGAGCUGUGCAGGCAUGGACAUCAGCAACAAGACCUACGAAAGUGUUUUGGUCCCUUCGCGGCCUGGCAUGCGCAGCACAAACAGCGAGGAGACCCCUCCACCACUGCCCAUCAAAAACCCCAUCAGAGGAAGUUCUAUGACAAAGCCAGAUGUUCCCGACUCCCUAACCCAGUCUCCAGACGCCACUGACGUUUGGCACUCGCCCACUUCUGUUGCUCCCGGCUCAGUGGACAAUUCAACACCCAGGCAGCUGUCCAGCUUCCGUAACUCAGUGGAAGUCAAAGGCACGGCCUAUUGGGAAACCUGCUGCGAGAUGGAGGGCAGGGCGCAACGGAGGCGGUCAGAGCCCACGCAGACAACAACGCCUCCACUUCCACCUUCUCCAGGCACCUCUCCAGAACAAGGGCCAGCAACGCCCGUCAGGUUCAGUUCAGAGAGCACCCGGUCCUACCGGAGGAUCAGCGGUGGCUCUGUGGGCAAGUCUGGGGCGCCGCUUUCUCCACAGACGUCCAGUUGUCCAGAAGACUUGCUGCACAGCAAGGCUCCACCCCUGGUGCAGAACCUUCCACCAGUGCCAAUGCCCAGAAGGUUUGCUCCGGCCAAAGGACGGCCAAAGAGAGUCAUGGCUUUGACUGACUGCAGAGGAGACAGAGCCCGGGAGUUGACUUUUUCUAAGGGAGAGGUGAUUGUGGUGACGCGAGAAGAAGAUGAGCAAACUUGGAUCGGCUUCAUUGAAGGUGAUGGCACAAGAACAGGUUCUUUUCCCUCCAGCUUUGUCCAUCCUUUGCAGGACUGAUGAAGGGACCUCAAAUAUAUCUAUUCUUCAGCUGAAGAGAUGAAUCAUAGAAUCCUAGAGUUGGAAGAGACCACACCUGCCAUCCAGUCUAACCCCCUUCUGCCAUGCAGGAAAAGCACAAUUAAAGUACCCCUGACAGAUGGCCAUUCAGCCUCUGCCUAAAAGUCUCCAAGGAAGGAGCUCCGAGGCAGAGAGUUUCGCUGUUGAACAGUUCUUACAGUCAGCAAGUUCUUCCUAAUAUUCAAUGCAAUCUCCUUUCCUGGAAUUUGAACCCAUGGCUCCAUUGAGUCCUAGUACAGGGCAGCAGAAAACAAGCCUGCACCCUCUUCCUUAGGACAUCCUUCCAGAUAAUUUAUACAUGGCUCUCGUGUCUCCUCUCAACUUUCUCUUCUGCAGGCUAAACAUGCCCAGCUCUUUACACCACUCCUCAGAGGGAUUAUUAAUGGUCUUCAGACUUUGAACCAGUCCUGAUCUGAUUUCUGAAUGUACAAACACUAGCACACAGUUUUGCUAGAUUUCCUCUUGAGCCUGUUAGCCAUCAAAUGUCAUCUGAUGAAUCAGCUCAAUUAUGAUGUCUCUAUGAUGAAUGCACAUGGGAGAUUUUUGACUUUCAGUACUCUUUCUGAUGGACCAAGAAGGAUCAUGGAUGAUCGCAAGGAUGGAAUGUUCAUCUCUGUCAUAGGAGUAGACUUGCUUUGAUCUCUGCUGUUCUCAUUUAUGUCGUUUGCAAAAGAGCAGAAUGGACUCUUUUCCAGCAAGAAGCACAUACGUCACAUCAUGCGUCAGACACCUGGCUCAAACGGUGGUUGUAUUCUGGCAACUACAGAAUGCAUCUGGGUCCCUAACGUGUGAUUUGAUUUCAGGCAAUGUAUUGUCGAAGGCUUUCAUGGCUGGAAUCACUGGGUUGUUGUAGGUUUUUCCGGGCUAUAUGGCCAUGUUCUAGAGGCAUUUUCUCCUGACGUUUCGCCUUUUCCCACCCUGGUCAUUCCACAGAUAUAUAAACCCUUUUUUCCUAGUUCCAACAGACCUCACUACCUCUGAGGAUGCUUGCCAUAGAUGCAGGCGAAACGUCAGGAGAGAAUGCCUCUCGAACAUGGCCAUAUAGCCCGGAAAAACCGACAACAACCCAGUGAUUUCAGGCAACUUCAGUUUGCAUUAUGGCGAUAACAUCCAUAAGGAAUGGGUCUGCUUUAGGAAAAAUAAAUAAAUUGGGCAGGAAUACGUGGGAAGCUUUGACAUAGUUUCUCAACAGAGCAGAAUGACUAUAUAUCCUCUUUGAACCCAUUUUCUUUAUUGUUAUUCACCCAGGGCAGAGCAAAAGGUCUUCCCUUCAAGGAACCCUAUCUUCCUCUGUUCAUUCCAAUGUAAAUCUUCAUACCUACUAUGUAAUGCCUCUAAAAUGCAGAACUUUCUGGGAAUUUUCUGUUGGUCUCUUUAGACCAGGCAUGGACCAACUUUGGCCCUCCCUCCGGGUAUUUUGGACUCCAACUCCCACAAUUCCUAACAGCCUACAGCUCACUUUCCCAGUUUGCCAUUGAUGCCUUUGCCAUGAGCAGUUAUCUCCCUUUCGUGUUCUCUGUUGUUGCUGACUCUAUUUCAAACCUUGACUCUGCAAAAUGCAAAUCGUAUGCACGUUUGAAAUGGUCAUCACAAAUCGAGGCCACUUUUAAGGCCCCUCGUUACUUCCCCUUUGUUUAGACUUGGUUGUCCAAAUAUGUUGCUGUUGCUUUAGUUGCAUGGAAAUUCACACCCAUUACCUAUUUAUGUCUUUCAAAUGUACAACUCCUUAUGCCAUUUUCCCAAUACGGUAUGCACACUUUGUCAUUGAUCGAGCCAUGUUCGUGUGAUUUAGAGCUGUACUUUUUCAACUGUGCGUAUGCAGUUUUAACUGCUGAGAGUUUUUUUUAAAAAAGUGUGAAUGGUUUCAUGUACACAGAGCACACUGUGGACUUUGGGGAAAAUGUUAUGUUUUGGAGGCAGCGUUUGUUUUGUCUUGCAUUUGUGCUUGAGGAAGUACAAAAUCAGUCCUUUUGCCCAAAAUCAAUUUUUAACAGUAACUUCAGUUGGUUGAUCUGAUAGAGUAAUUGAUUUAAACAUUUUCAAAAACUGCCCUAAACUAACUCUAGAUUUUAUAAAUACCUUUUUAAAAGCUUUCGUUUUAAUAUACACACUUAAACUGCAUGCAGGUGGCAGGCACUCCCUCCUGUGUGAGAGAGGAGAACAAUCUAAGGCCUUUUCUACACUGCUAUAUAAUCCAGAUUAUCAAAUCAGAUAAUCCACACCAUGUUUGUUAUGCAUAACUUUUCAAUAACUUAAAAACAUAGGUUCUCUUUGUUGCAAUUUUCUAGUAAGAGAAAGGAUAUCAGAACUUUCACAGAACAACAUUUAGACAUACAGAUAUACAGAUUCUAUGUAACUACAUUGAAUCCACAAUCUACUUUGUGAUAUGGCCUGAGGGAUAAUCAAUAAGGGUUGUUGUAGGUUUUUUCGGGCUAUAUGGCCAUGUUCUGGAGGCAAUUUUUCUCCUGACGUUUCGCCUGCAUCUAUGGCAAGCAUCCUCAGAGGUAGUGAGGUCUGUUGGAAGUAGGAAAAAUGUGUUUAUAUAUCUGUGGAAUGACCAGGGUGAGACAAAGGACUCUUGUCUGCUGGAGCUAGGUGUGAAUGUUUCAACUGACCACCUUGAUUAGCAUUUGAUGGCCUGGCAGUGCCUGGGGCAAACUUUUGUUGAGAGGUGAUUAGAUGUCCCAGAUUGUUUCCUCUCUGUUGUUUUGCUGUUGUAAUUUUAGAGUUUUUUAAUACUGGUAGCCAGAUUUUGUUCAUUUUCAUGGUUUCCUCCUUUCUGUUGAAAUUGUCC
Messenger RNA from Anolis sagrei ordinatus, 6063 nucleotides. RefSeq names its product ArfGAP with SH3 domain, ankyrin repeat and PH domain 3 (gene ASAP3). Gene Ontology annotation, molecular function: GTPase activator activity; protein binding. The record is from RefSeq and is a predicted model, not a curated record. Gene Ontology annotation, biological process: cell migration; regulation of stress fiber assembly; positive regulation of GTPase activity. Lineage: Eukaryota; Metazoa; Chordata; Lepidosauria; Squamata; Anolidae. Gene Ontology annotation, cellular component: ruffle; intracellular membrane-bounded organelle; cytoplasm.